Molecule: messenger RNA, 4398 nt
Organism: Diversispora eburnea
Lineage: Eukaryota; Fungi; Glomeromycota; Glomeromycetes; Diversisporales; Diversisporaceae
Source: the annotation of a GenBank genome assembly
AUGUCACGAAAUAACAAAAAGCGAAAGUCAAAUGCGCUUGCACCAGUAAUUGAAGAAAUUGAUUUACCGCGAGGUGGAGGUGAUCCUUCUGUAAUUCCUCUCAAGUUUAAGAAGGAAAAGACUGAAAACGACGAUCUAUUUGGACAGGAAGUAGUUGCGGCAAAAUCUUCCGCUAGAAAGAAGCGAAAGAUCAAUUCUAACUUAACUCCCGAAAAUUCAACUAACUUAAAAGGAUCCUCUAAAACUGAAUUUGUGGAAUUUUUAAACUUUCAUGUAAUAUCGCUUCCCAAUCAAAUGAAAGGGACAGUACAAAUUAUAAACAUUUCUGAUCAAUUAACCGAAAUUGCCAAUGAAGUUGUUAAUGCCGAAAGAUUCGAUGAGAAAUAUUCAUCAAUUGAUUUAUCGAACUUUUUUAAAAUCGGUCAAUGGGUUCGUUGUGUUAUUAUUGAACUUGAACGACGUGAUGAGAUGACAAAUGAUAAGACCACUACGAAACAUAAACCUCAUAAAGUUAUUGGAUUGAGUUUAUCACCGAAAGAAGUCAAUCGUGAUAUAGAACAGGAAGAUUUAGUUAAAGGCUUGAUAAUUGCGGCAUCAGUUAGAAGCGUUGAGGAUCAUGGUUAUAUUCUUGAUAUUGGAAUGAAGAAUAUUAAUUGCUUCUUGAAUACCAAAAAUUCAAAAAAUUAUGAAAAAAAAUUCAAUGAUAAUCGGCCACUUUCUGUUGGACAAGUAUUAAAUGUUAGCAUUCUCCAUGUCAAACGUAGUCAUUUUAUUGAAGUUACUGCAGACCCGGAUAUUCUUUCGAAUUCAAUAUUAUCCGAAAAGAAUUUACAUAAUAUUAAUUCAUUAACUCCCGGAAAUAUGGUUAAAGCACGAGUGGAUAAUGUUGUACAAAAUGGAAUCUUUUGUAAUGUGAUUGGUAUAAAUUGUGAAAUUGAUACAUUUCAUAUGGGAAAAAUUUUAUCAGAAGAGAAUCUUGAGGAUAAUAAUCAAAUUAAAAUUGGAGAUGAGAUUUGUGCUAGAAUUAUUUUUGUAUCAAUUACAAAUGAAUCGAAAAAAAUUAGAUUAUCAAUCGUUCCACAUGUUCUUCGAUUAGAAUAUAUUAACAAUGAUAAUUUUCCAAUUGGAACAAACUUUUUGACGAUCACCAUUAAGAAAAUCAUGAGUUCCGGAUUAAUUGUAAAGAUUGAUAAUUCAAAUAUACCAGGUUAUAUUCAUAUUUCUCGUGUUUCCGAUAAUCAUAUCAAAUCACUACCUGAAUCUAAUAAUGAUUUUGAAAUUGGUUCAACUCAUUCUGUUCGAGUAAUUGGAUAUUCUUCUGUGGAUGGUCUUUUGUUAUUAUCUAUGCAGAAAUCUGUGCUUGAUCAAAAAUAUUUGAGACAUGAAGAUGGCACGAUUCAAAAAAUUCUGGAGAAUGGAAUUUUAAUUGCCUUAUCGGAUAACAUAAUUGCUUUAGCCCCUCGAAUUCAUCUUGGUGAUACAAUUCAUAAACAUUUUGGAAAGAAAUUUGAAUUGGGUCAAGUUGUCAAGUGUCGUGUUCUAAAUGUUGAAAUUAAUGAAUUUGAGAGUAAGAUUUGGGUCACAUUAAGAAAUUCACUUCUUGAUCCUGACCUACCUAUAAUAAAUUCAUAUCAAGAAGCCGAAGUUGGUAUGAUUACUCGUUGUACAAUAACCGGAGUAAUUGGACGAGGGUGUCACGUUUCUUUCUUUGGUAAUGCUCAUGCAUUUGUCCCGGCGGAUCAAUGUGACGUUAAUAGUCAAAAUAUAAAAGAACAUUUUGUAAUUGGACAAAUUGUAAAAUGUCGAAUUAAAUCAGUUAUGAAAGAUAAAAAAUCAAUGCUAGCCACUUUUAGGAUUAACGAUCCUACAAAUACGGAUAUUAGCGAAAUCAAAAUAGGCGAUUUAGUGAAGGGUAAAAUAAUACAAACCAAAGAUGAUGUGAUAAUGCUAUCUUUGGUACCUUCACAAAUUCGUGCGGUACUUCCUAUAACACAUCUUUCUGAUCACCUCACACCAACUCAUCUUUCAAAAGUUGUUGAUAAAUUAAAACAGGAUGAAGUAUUAAAGAAUUUAUUGGUAAUUUCAAGAAAUGAAGAUAAAUGUACGGUGACUGUAAGUGCAAAACCUAUUUUAAUAAAAGCGGUAAAAGCUGAAAAAUUACCGCAAUCAUUGGAAGAAGUUGAAGUUGGUAGUAUAAUUCCGGGUUAUAUAAAAAUUGUUAAAGAUUACGCGGUUUUUGUGAAUUUCUUGGGAAAUUUUAGCGCUAAAGCUAUGAGACAUAAUAUCGCUGACCAUUUUGUAGCUAGUCCAGUUGGAAUAUUUUCUCCAAAUCAAUCAGUUUUAUGUCACAUAACUUCUAUUAAUUCAGAGACCUCGAGAUGCGAAGUUUCUUUGAAGCCUUCCGACACAAAUGAUACAACUUCUUCUUCUUUUCCAUCUUAUCUCAAGGAAGGAGAUUUUAUAAAAACAUAUUUUGCUGAAUUACAAGAAAAUAAAUAUUUAGAAGAACCACCUAUCAAAAUUGGUGAUCGUGUCAAGUGUCAAGUGAAAGAGAGAACACUUAAAUCUGGAAUUAUGGGAUUUACGGCAAAAGUCCUUUUAAAUGGUAAUGGUAAUGGAAAUAUCGAUAUGGAAGCUUUUAUUAAUGAAGAUCACGCCAACACUUAUGAAAAUAUUAAGGAAGGUGAUAUUAUUUAUGGAAUUGUUCUUGAUAUGGAUAUAAAAAAGAAAACCGUGGAUUUAGGAAUAAGACCUGAUUUAGUGAAUUCUAAAAAAAUCAAUGGUAUCGAAAACCAUCAAAACCCAAUCUCAUCUCAUAACAAAAAAUUAAAAAAAUUUGUAGAUACAGAAGAAAACUUUGAUGCAAUUAUUGAACUAAUAAAAGAGGAUUAUAUUAUAGUAUCUUUACCAGAUCUAGAUAAUGUAAUUGCAUUUUCGGCAUCCAAAAAUUACAAUAAUAGAUCUCAACCUUUUAUGAAAUAUAAAUUUGAACAAAGAACCAAAGCUAAAAUUGUAUAUGUUCCUCGAAAUAGAGAUCCUAAUUAUGUGAAAAUACAUGGAACUAUUAGUAGAGUUUUAAUAACUAUACAACUUCCUUCCGAAGAAAGAUUAUCUAUUACAAAUGACACAAAAUCUAUAGAAGAUUUUUCUCCCGGUCAAUUAAUUGAAGGUAACAUUACCGGUAUCGAAAAAUAUGGGAUUUUUAUGAAAAUUAAAGAUACUGGUAUAAGUGGAUUAUGUCAUAUAUCAAAAUUAUCAGAUGAUUAUGUUAAAGAAAUAUCUGAAUUAUAUAAAAUUGGACAAAAUGUAAAAGCUGUAGUUUUAGAAGUUAAUCGAAAGAAUCAAAAAAUUUAUUUUGGUCUUAAAGCUUCAUGUUUUCAAUUAUAUAAUUUGGAAUUACCUAAUGAUUCAUCUGUUCCAGAUAAGAUGAUGAUUGAUGAUGAUGAAUGUGAGAUUAAUUUGGAAGAUAAGGAAAAUCAUCAGGAAUCUAAAAAUAUUAAUGAUGAAAUGAUUAUUUCCGAUGAAACAGGAAACACUUCCUCCACUACUAUUAUUACUGAAGUUAAACCAUUACCCUUUUUCAGUACAUGGAAAUGGGGAAAUGAAAAUGAUGAUAAUAAUUUAUUUAAAGUUCAAAAUGGUCAAAAUGAUCAAAAUAGAGAAAUAAAUUUAUUAGAAGAUAAAACAGAAGACUUACAAAAUCAGAAACCUGAAGCUGAUGAAGAUUUUGAACGAUUAUUGUUAACUUCACCUAAUUCAUCUUUUUUAUGGAUUAAUUAUAUGGCACACCAACUUAAUCUCUCUGAAAUUGAUAAGGCACGUGAAAUUGGAGAAAGAGCACUCAAAACAAUUAAUUUUCGUGAAGAACAAGAAAAAUUGAAUAUAUGGAUUUCUCUUCUCAAUCUUGAGAAUACUUUUGGAACUGAUGAGAGUCUUGCUAAUGUGUUUAAGCUUUGGACAAAAAUGGGACUCUUUCAUAUUCAAAAUGGCAAUAUUCAAGCUUUUCGUGAUUUACUUCAACGAUGCUUGAAUAUUUUACCAAAACGAAAAAAUGUCAAGACUAUAACUCAAUUUGCGAAAAUGGAAUUUAAAUAUGGGGAAGCCGAACGAGGUCGUACUAUUUUUGAAGGAAUGAUGAGUAAUUAUCCUAAGCGAGUAGAUUUAUGGUCAAUAUAUAUUGAUAUGGAAGUCAAAGUUGGUGAUCCAAUAAUUAUUCGGCGACUUUUUGAGAGAAUUACGGGGAUGAAAUUUUCAUCUAAAAAGAUGAAAUUUUUCUUUAAAAAAUGGUUAAAUUAUGAAAAAGAACAUGGUGACGUUGAAAAAAUUGAAAAAGUUAAGCAAAAAGCUCAGGAUUUUGCGGAAUCGUUAAAUCUAACAUCAAAUAACCUAUCAAAUUAA